GGAGGCCGCGGGCGGCAGGGGGGCGGCAGCGGCAGCGGGCGCGGCACCGAGCGGCACGGGCACGGAGCGGGCAGCAUGGCCGAGAUCGGCAUCGACCAGUCCAAGCUGCCGGGCGUCAAGGAAGUGUGUCGAGACUUUGCUGUUCUGGAAGAUCACACCUUGGCCCAUAACUUGCAGGAACAAGAGAUUGAGCAUCACUUGGCGACAAACAUCCAACGUAAUCGUCUGGUGCAGCAUGACUUGCAGGUGGCCAAGCAACUGCAAGAGGAGGAGGAUCUGAAAGCACGUGCUCAAAUCCAGAAGCGCCAAAAAGACCUAGAACGACAGGACUCUGAGAUCGCUCAGGAAAUCCAAGUGAAGCUGGUAUUUGAAGCAGAGCAGCGACGCAGGCAGGAGGAAAAAGAUGAGGACAUUGCCCGUCUCCUACAACAGAAAGAAUUGCAGGAAGAAAAAAAGCGCAAGAAGCACUACCCAGAAUCCCAGGGACACAAAGUGUAUGACGAUAGCUAUUAUUCAGAAAAUGGAGAGCACCUCCGGGGUGAUCCUGGGGAGCAGGUUUCUGAGUCUCCCAGGGCACGUGGUGAUGAUAGGCACGCGCACCGGCGGAGAGAGCGCCAAAAAACAAAAUCACCUCUGUCUGACGGCGCCUCCAAACACAGGCGUGUCCCUUCGGAGGAUCGUCACAGAUCUCCUCAACCAAGAGAGGCCACUGAUGGCCAUCGGCAGAGGCAGAAAUCAGCCAGCCAGGGUGGGUCUGGGAGACCUCCCUGCCUCGACUUGGAAAGAGAGGCUGAUUGUGGUGCCCAUAAGCAGAGCAGCAGCCGAGAGCUGCAGGAGAGGAGGGCAGCCAGCAGGGAGAAGGCUCGGAGACCUUUCAGCCUUGACCUGGAGUCAGAGCAUGGACUCGCAGACCAGGCACAAUGCAGCAGAAAGCCAACAAGGCAAGACAGAGAAAAGCGUCUUCCUCUUCUUGACGUGGAGCUGGAGGCUGAGCAGGAGACCUGGCAUCGGGGUGGCAGCCAGCUGGCGCGCCCUGAAAACCGUAAGUCCCGCCUUUGGGGCCGCUCUUCGCACAGGACGGAGCAUGACGGGAAGCUCCGUGACUCCGAAUUCCAAGAAGAUCAUAGGAGGGGUGAGGAGAGAGACUGCAAAAGCGCAGGACGCAGGAAACCUUCCCCCUCCCCACACUCUGUGAGCCGGGGAGAGGUUGGAGACUCCCAGAGAGACUCAGGAACUAAGUUGAGGGGGAUGAGGCAAGCCACUUAUGAUAAACCCCUAAGGGAACAGGAAUUGUCUGAUGCAGAGAUUGCUCGGAAACUGCAAGAGGAAGAGCUCCUGGCCAACCAGGCAGACCAGAAGGCAGCUCAAGUGGCCCAGGAUGAGGAAAUUGCCCGUCUCUUGAUGGCUGAGGAAAAAAAGGCUUUCAAGAAAGGGAAGGAGAGAGAAAAGUCUUCCUUUGAAAAGAAGAGGCAUGAUCAAGACUGGAAGCAUGAUGCAAGCGAGUCCCCGCGCUCAAGGUCAAAAGAAGGGCCUGAAACCCAGCGACACAAAGGUGACAGGUCUUUAAGGUCACAGCCUCUCCUCGAUGACUUUGAACAUGCUCGGUAUUACACAAGCCAGUCCAGCCCCUUACGUCAGUUUUCCAAACCUGAGCACUCUCCUAAAGGUUCCCGCAGGAAGCAGUAAACUGUGCUAACCUUUGCUUUGGUACUGACUCUUCUGUAGCAAACAUUACUGGAAUUGCCAGGCAACUUUCUCAAUUCCUUACCCUAUGGGGGGUCCACCUUCCACUCCCAGGAUCUCCUUUUUAAGUGUCAUCGUAUUAAUAAGGAACACUUGUUCGUUUCAAUUUCCUACUCAUAUGUGAUCACUUAAGCAGUGCAGUACAAUCUAGCCGCCACUGAGCUGUGCGAAUCAACUAGCUGAUUUAACAGCUCCCUCUUAUAUUCCUUUGAGGCUUUCAUUUAUUUUUAAACUUUGGCUGGAGUUUUGACAAAUAGGACGAAUAGAGAUGCACAUACAAAAGGGAGAAAAAUCCAACAUAUGAGCUGGGUUAUGGCAACGCAGCAGAACAUCUCAAGUCCAAGUUCUUUCCAUAUUAGGAUGACUGAGCAAAGAGUUGUUAAAGGGAAUGUGUGUUUCUUCUGCUGCUGGAUAAGAGAGCUGAGCCAAUCUGACAGUCAUGGUAGCUUGCAGGAAGGAGAGUGUGUCCUCACAGUGUAUGCCAUCCAAAGCUAGAACCUGGGACUAGUGAGGAAGAAAUUGCCUCUAGAACAAAACUUAACUGCUGUGUUUCUUCUUAGGGUUUCCAGCAAUUUGGUUAGGGCACGUAACCAUGCAUUUAGCUCCAGGAUAUAGGAUAGGACAGUUAAGAGGAAGAACUAUUUCAACUGAAAUUAGAUCUUAUGUGCAUGGCUUUUAAGGCAUGCCAGGGAGUUGAUGCAGCUGGGAGUUGUGGAUUGGGAAUAAUCACGCAAACAUAUUUCAGUGCCCGAGGUGAUCUCUGUGGUCACCUGCUUUGAGCUUCCAGGUGGUACAAGCUAAGGAAUUUCGCUGAAGCCAAGUAGGAGCUACUGUAACUCCUAGCUCAGUUGCUGAUGCACUUGAGCACAGUAACUUUUGUCAGAACAUGAGUAUAUCCUAUAAACAUAGGAUUGAGGGAGGGCCAUAUGGGCAUAGAGCACCGAAUCAAAAAGCUACAGUUAAAAGCAACUUUGAGGUAGACACAGAGUGCCAAAUAGUCUGCAAAAUGUCUCUGCUAACUGCUUCCUCUCUGCACUGUUCUGUCCAGCACCCCAGGCAGGCUCCAGUCAGGUUAAAACUAUUGCUCUCCAGGGUACAGCAGAGUAUCCAAGUUUAAGUUCUCUGUACAGAUCUGCCCAUCCACUGUUUUUUUCUUUAUUUUUCCCCUUUUGAUGGCUUGUUUUUCCUCCACUCUUUGAAAAUCAUUCUGCUCUUGCAGUAACAAGUAGCCUUUUUCCCUUUGCCUUCUGUCAUUCCAAUUCUUUUGUCUUGUUAACCUUUUUUUUUUCCAUUUUUUUUCAAGUGCAUUUUUAAACUGCAAGGCUGCGUAGCUGGACACUGGCUUGGAGUCUGCUCAGCCAGUACAGGUUAGUUACUCACUUGGCAGUCUCACUCAUGGCAGCAGAGCCUCCUGCGGUGCUCUUGGUGCCCCUGCAGCCCUGCUCCUUAACAGCCCGGCACAGAGACUGUCCUGCCGUGCUCUUCUGCUGCUGGCAGCUGCAGUCCUGCUGCUGGCUUUGCUGAGGAGGGCAGGCAGAGCUGUGAUUGUGCUCGCCCUUGCCACCGAUCUGUGCAGCUGCCUGCGAAAGGAGCCUGACAGCUCUGUGGAGCUUUGUGGAGAGUGAAUGCUGGCGUGGAGCACCGAUAGGAAGUCGGAAGAGAUCAUGGCUCUCUGCUCUUACACUAAUGCACAAUUCAAGCCCAAAGGCAGCUGAAAGGCUUUAACCUUGGCUGUUGUCCUUGGUCAGGAUAGCUACUGACACAAAGCACUAGGAAGAGGAGGCAACUCAUUUUUCACAUAAGUUGCAAGGGCAUCAUUUAAUACCACAGCACGAGCCCAUGCCUUGCCUUGCUCAACAACUCAAGCUUCCAUCUCUUACCCCCCUGGGAUGCUGGCACCAGCUCACUCCCUGUGAAGUGCCAGACAGCCCCAAUAGGCCUCUGCUCCAGGCAUGCACCAGCCAAAAAUGUUGCUACAUAGACUGGAUCAGCAGCACCCUGUUAGCUGCGUACCCUUGCUUCCAGCCCAUAGGCUUGCUUACCUGCAUGAGUCUCUAAGUGAGUCGCAAGCUCUUGCUUGUUUGCUCUUUCUUCUCAGGAAAUUUUCCAGCCAGAGGCUAGAUUUUACUGUCCUUGCCUUGUGCCCUCUUUUUGUUCCAUCUUUGUCCAUUCAGAAGUGUUAAUGUUGUUUUUAAACAAUCAGGAAAAACAACAACAUAGACCGUAUUUUUUUGUUGUUAGAUAACUUGGGUUAAUGUGGCAACCUCAUUUGCAAUGAUUUACUUUAUAAAAGUUUAUUUUUAUAUUUCAUGUAACAGUCAAAAUUUCUACUGCUGAAAAUGCCUUUUUUUGUGUGUGGGGGAAUUUUCCCCCUCCUUGCCAUUAGUGUGUGUAUAUUUUUGUGAAAUGGAUGCCUGGUGGGGUUUUUACAUACUAAUACUUUCACAAAUACCCCAGCUUGUAUCAUCAGGGGCACUUAGGAAAAUCGGAUGGAGAAAAAUCCUACCAAAUAAGAAAGCGGUUGUGCUUUGUACUCACUGUCCUUGGGAAAUUGGUGACCCUCUGCAUAAGGCAAGGGGAAACCACCAAGUAACUCAGCCCUCCCUGGGCUUCUGUAGCUGACUUGCACUGCAGUUGGCUGAUGUAACUUCUGUCUUUUAUUCAGGAAAGUCGUGAAGGCCCUGAGCCUGCUGACACAGGAAGAAACUAUAUUAAAUCAGGAGAGACGCUUAGGAGUAUCCAGGUUGUUGACUUCAGUGGGAGUGAGUGGAAAUGUUAUGAGAGAAAAUUAUGGAUGAUUUUGUUUGGAAGCUGGGUAAAGUCCAAAGAAUGCCCCAGUGCCUGCUCUGGGAAGCUGCAGGAUCUCCUUAAUGGCCUGCUCAGGCCAGCCGAGCUGUCCAGCUGUGGCACCAAGAAGAGGGAGCUGAAGGAAAGGACCCAGGAGCAUCUGCUAUUUCCUUGGGUGCUUUCAGGGACUGCUGAAUGUUCUGGGGCUGCUUUGCUCUAUGUCUUCCCUUAGUACUUAACUUUUUAGUCUUAUUCCUUGCCUUUAUUCAUUUGCUGUCCCUUGUGUUUCUUCUUCUGUUUGAUUUUUCUAUAGCCCUUGUAAGUAGGAGGGCCUCAAGGAUUUGCUAGAGGGGAGCUGGCACCUCCGUGUAUAGGGAGAAAUGCUGAGAAUGGUAGCUGAGAAAAGCAUUUAAUAAAUGGGGGAUAAACAGAGCAAUUGCUCACCUGACAUGCCUUGUGGGCCUUGUGCAGACACGGGGUUCCCAAGGCAAAAGUUGCAACUGGACUUGCGUGUUUCGUAGCCACUUCAUGGCCCCACUGAAGUCAACAAGAGGUGAGACCAGGGAUGAAAAAGGAGCCGAUUCUUAGAGCUCAGCAGCCACAGCUCUGCCAAGAGUCAGGGAGAUGCAAAACCAGCAUCACUGAAGCCGUUCUUUUACAAAGGAACAACCAGAGCAAAAUCUCCUAUCCAUGGCAGAGAAAUGUUUAACUUUUUGUGUGUGUGUCUUCAAUUACCAAGUUUCAGUAGCUCUGCCAGUGGUUUUACUCUGGAUAUAAGCACGUCAGAGCUCUUGCAGGAAUCCCUGCCCAGGUCACUCAGCUCUUGCAUCCCUUUCUUACCAUGUGCAUUAACAAAGCAACAAGCACUGCGUGGGAAGUCCAUCACCGUGAAAUCCUGGCACUCCCUGAUCUCCACAGCAGGCACAUCUCACCAGCAAGAGCUCUCGCCGCCACCUUGCCUCCGUCCAAAGCACAGUGGUCCGCAGAAGAGAGGUGAGGCGAACCUGAGUGAUCGUGCCUUACAUGCAGGGAUACUCAACGUCUUCGACAGUCUGAUCUGAGUCACCUUGCUACGAAAUACUGUCUUAAAACUUGGACUGUACAGCUUCCUGCAGUGAGAAGCGGUUGUCGUCACGGGAAUAGAUCAAACAGGUUAAUCUUUUUUAAAAGAACUUCAUGGUUUUGAACUUAAUGGGGGUGGGAAAAUAUCAGCUGUUAGGGGAUAGAUUAAAUCUCAUCAUUGAAUUUCCUCCUCGUGGGGAGGAAGGGUAGAAGUUGCAAAUGCUGCAGUCUGCUUCACUCUGUAAAAGGGAUCUUGUAUGUACAGUAUUUUUAUAUCUCUGCAUUCCCACCUGUCAUGAUAUGAAUCAAGUUUAAUAACAAUCAUAAGAAAAAAAGAUUUUUUUUUUACAGCGCUAGACCUUUGAGUUUUUUAUUUUGUGCCAAACUACAGCCACUGUUACAUUAGAGGGUAUUCAUUUGUUCAGUUUAUUGAUCAAUGUGUAUAUUAUAUAUUUUUUAUUAUCAAGGUUUUUAUUUUAGUUCAUGUUAACCUGUAUGCAAACUAACUGUGGAUUGCUAAUUUAUAUAUAAGGGGAGCACUUUGGAGACAGUGUGAGGAUUCCCCUACCUAGUUUACACUCCUGCAAUAUAGUGCAGCCAGUCCAUAAAACUCAUAUUCUCUGCAAGAAGUAAUUCUGGGCAUCUGCCAGCCGGAUCAGACUGCUCCUGCUAUUCCUCAUGGCAGCACUGAUGCUGCAAGGCUGUGUUCAGGUGCAGUAGGAAACAAAGCGCAGCUCAGAGCAGGGACUGACAGAUGACCAAGUUCUCUGCUGUUCUGUUGGUGGCGGUGAUGCCCCGGGAGGCAGCUGCUGUAGCAGGAGUUCCCAUCUGGGGAUGACUUUGAGGUUGCCCUAUAUCCGUUCCCAGCAGAGGGACUGUUCUGGUUCUGCCCCGCUCUCUCUCAAUGCUUAGUUUUGCAGUUGCUCUGGGAGGUGAGUGUGGGAUACAGCACUGAGGCACAGCAGUGCCCCUCGCAUAACACACCACAAGCUGCUUGUCUCUUCUCGUGAAGGACAGGCAUAAACCUACAGAGACACCAGUUACCUAUACUCUCAAAUGUGCCAUAACACACUUCUGGCAGUGCAGGGCUGUCGUGGAGGGUUGAGCUGUGCUGCACACAUGCCACUUGGACUGCCAUGCCUCAGACAGGCUGCACUACAUACAUCUUGUGUUGAGAAGCUGCACUGCCCUCAGCCCCUGGGCUGCAAAUAGCUGCUGCUGCCUCUUCUUGGGUAGCGCAGGGCAAGGCUUAAUCUGUGCAGUUAAUGCUCUUCACAGGAGAGUCCCGGAGGGGACAACGGCACACACAAACGAAUUAUUUCCUAUUUCAUGGCAAACACGUUUCACUGUAUCAGUGUUCACUCUAAACAGACUCCACAGUGUGUCUCCAGCUGCAUCUGCAUACUGCAAUAUAGCUAACUGCCUCAGAGAAAGACCGCGGUUGUCUAGUUUAGCUCUUCAGGGUAAGCUUUCAGCCUGUUGAAUCUAAAUGUUAGCCAUACAAUGAGAUGGAUUAGUUGAUUGGUUUAAAUUCCUCAGAGCUGCAAGUGUAUCCUGUGUUGCAACAGCUAAUUCUUAAAUAUAUGUCAUGCACUGACAAUAAUCUGUCUAUGCAAGCCUAUUCUUUCUUAUUUUUGACUGUUCACUCUAAUUUAACCAGGUUUGGCAUAGAACUUCUGAAUGACAUUUAACCAAAGUAUCGUGUCCGUGUGUGUAUAGCAUGUUUUGCUUCAUACUCCUGAAUUCAUUGAAUGUAAAGGGAACAUUGCCUUGCCCCAUUUUGUUCAAUAAACCAUUGCAUUUUGUUAUUGACUGCAUCCUUCUGUCCCUCCGUGUGCUUUUCUGGGAACACUGAAUUGGGUUCUUUUCCCUGCUGCAAGUUGGAGACUUGUUCAGUGUGUCCUUCUGCUGGAUGUGCCCUCCCGUGGGUUAUGCAAGAGAAGGGGAAGGCAGUGCUUCAUUCCACCCUUAGGUCCUGGAGCUUAGCUGGUUCUACCAAUAAUUGUGUUCUUCCAAUUUAAUAGAUGUAGCAAAACAACGAUUUGUAUUUAAUUUGAUUAUGUUGUGGCCAGAGAGAUGGAAAAAGGCUGUGUAAUGUCUUGGAAAGGAUCUGGACUGUUUCAUUUCCUGAGACUGUGAUACUGAAUAAUAAAGCUGUGUAAUUAUUUGCAAAAGUAAAA
This is a messenger RNA of Oxyura jamaicensis (ruddy duck), 7772 nucleotides long. It is a transcript of the gene CCDC50, whose product is annotated as coiled-coil domain containing 50. The record is from RefSeq and is a predicted model, not a curated record. Lineage: Eukaryota; Metazoa; Chordata; Aves; Anseriformes; Anatidae. The coding region runs from base 76 to 1686 and encodes 536 amino acids. Gene Ontology annotation, cellular component: cytoplasm. Gene Ontology annotation, molecular function: ubiquitin protein ligase binding. The transcript has 13 exons.